Messenger RNA from Anopheles stephensi (Asian malaria mosquito), 3001 nucleotides. RefSeq names its product sodium-dependent nutrient amino acid transporter 1-like. Gene Ontology annotation, biological process: sodium ion transmembrane transport. The coding region runs from base 819 to 2732 and encodes 637 amino acids. Gene Ontology annotation, molecular function: L-amino acid transmembrane transporter activity. NCBI's taxonomy places the organism in Eukaryota, Metazoa, Arthropoda, Insecta, Diptera, Culicidae. Gene Ontology annotation, cellular component: membrane. The transcript has 9 exons. The record is from RefSeq and is a predicted model, not a curated record.
CUUACUUUCAGUUUCUAUCCAGCAGCCGUCGUGUUCGGUUUGCGCAUGGUUGUGUUCUCACACCCCAAGAAAAGUGUUUGAUCGCGUUAGGAAAACCAUCGGGCCAAGCUGCUUCUGCGACCCAUUCGAGCGUGUAAUGGUAGUCCGAAAGAAAACUAAAACUUAAAAGACAAUUUAUUCGUACUUGUGAAUUGAAGCUCGGUGUGUUUAGAGAUUUUUGAUGUCGUUUAGUGAAUGUGGUUCCGCUGUUACGUGGUGCGCUGGAAGGGUUUUGUGAAAGGGUUUCGGUUAAUUCUAAACAAGGCUAAGAAGCAGAUUGUUUUUGUGGUGUGGUGUGUGAACGAUCGAGUGUUUGUAGAUCAAUAACAGUGGUAGCUAGCAGUGCUGCAUUGUGCUGCCCAAAACAGUAAACAGGUCAACCUUUUGCGGAUAAUUGCAGGGUAAAAGCAUUAAGUGACGGAUUUUUUUCCCUCUCUCUGUUCGAAUUCAUCCUUCCCAGCAGCCUUCAACCUGUUGUGCUUUAAGUGAAGACAGCAAGUAAAGUGGUAGUAAAACACAGGGUACCCCCCCAAAAAACAAUCACCCAAGCGCAGUGUUAUUUGCAAAAUCUUUGCGACCAGACAGGAUUGCGAAAAACAUUAUUGUGCCCGAAAGUUGCCGGUCAUCGUUUGUGGCCGGUCCGGUAACCAGGCAGCUGUGCCGUACCAUCCUAUCUCCCGAAGGAACAUAACAGCUGAAUUUCGCCCGUAUCUCUUAGCACAUGCAGAUGCAGCCAGUGUGUUAGGGACACACCACGACCACACACACACACACGAAAAAUGGAAGGUCGAGAUAAUAAUGGCUUCAUCGGGGACAAUAGUCCCUCCAUAGCGGGACAAUUCCGAUGGAACACUCCAACGCCGUCGAAUGGAGUUACGCCCGGUGUAGCGCUUACCGACGUAGAGCUGGCCGGAGGUAAAACCGUCCACAGAAUCGCUCCUCCAGAAGAUACUGCUCGCAGCGGAACCACGACUUCCAUCCCCGCCCAAACCGGUGCCGAACGAGACCAGUGGGGCAAAGGUGUGGAGUUCCUGAUGUCCUGUAUCGCCAUGUCGGUUGGACUGGGCAAUGUGUGGCGAUUUCCGUUCGUGGCCCUCGAGAAUGGUGGCGGUGCGUUCGUGAUACCGUACAUCAUAGUGCUGCUACUCGUCGGCAAACCGGUCUACUAUAUGGAAAUGAUCAUCGGCCAGUUCUCGAGCCGGGGAAGCGUUAAGGUGUACGAUAUGGCUCCGAUUAUGCGAGGUGUUGGCUAUGGGCAGCUGUUCUCGGUGACCACACUAAUAACGUAUUACUCUUCGCUCAUGGCACUAAUUGCACGGUAUAUGAUCGACUCGUUCAUGAAUCCUCUGCCCUGGGCCAGGUGUCACGAGGAAUGGCUCCCGAACUGUGUUGAUUCGCAGUCUAAAGCGGUACGAUCGGAAACGGGAUUAAGUAAUGGUAGCAGCACAGGCCCGUCGGUGGCCAGUAGUUCGGAGUUGUACUUUACUAAGGUUGUGUUGAAGGAGCUCGAUGGCAUUGACGAUGGAAUUGGACUACCCGAUCUCAGGCUGACCCUAUUCCUAGUCCUAUCCUGGUCGCUUGUGUUCCUGACCCUGAUCAAAGGUGUGAAAAGCUCCGGCAAAGCAUCCUACUUCCUGGCCCUCUUCCCGUACGUCGUCAUGACCGUCCUGCUGAUUCGUGCCUGUACACUGCCCGGCGCAGUGGACGGCAUCGUGUACUUCCUCAAACCACAGUGGGACAAAAUUUACGACCCCAAGGUGUGGUACGCCGCAGUUACGCAGUGCUUCUUCUCUCUAUCGAUCUGCUUCGGCAACAUCAUCAUGUACUCGUCGUACAACAAGUUCCGGCACAAUGUGUACCGCGAUGCGACGAUCGUUACGUCGAUCGAUACCUUUACCUCGCUGCUGGCUGGAUGUACCAUCUUUGGAAUUCUGGGCCAUUUGGCACACGUUACCGGGAAGACGGAUGUUGGUAAUGUUGUGAAGUCGGAUGCUGGUCUGGCGUUCAUUUCCUAUCCGGAGGCGAUCGCCAAGUUUGAGGUACUGCCGCAAGCGUUUUCGGUACUGUUCUUCCUGAUGCUGUUCGUGCUGGGGAUCGGUAGCAAUGUGGCGAUGACAUCGUGCGUUAUGACGGUGAUUAAGGAUCAGUUCCCGAGGGUGCGCAACUGGCAGGCGGCCACGAUCAUCGCUGUCUGUGGUGUGCUGCUCGGAAGCAUCUACGUUACGCCGGGCGGUCAGUACGUGCUGAAGCUGGUCGAUUACUACGGCGCGUCGUCGAUCGCUUUGGUGCUCGCGAUUGCCGAACUGAUUGCCAUCGGAUGGGUUUACGGUGUGGAUCGGCUGUGUAAGGACACCGAGUUCAUGCUGGGCCAUCGGCCCAACCUUUACUGGAGGCUUUGCUGGCGCUGGAUUACACCGCUGCUAAUGUUUGUGAUUCUUAUCUACAACCUUAUCACGCUGGAACCGCUGAUGUACAAGCAGUACGUUUAUCCGACGAUCGCAUACCAAAUUGGCUGGUGCAUUUUCACGUUCGGUCUGCUGCAGCUCCCCAUUUGGGCCGCCUAUGCCGUCUACAAGCAGAGUGGAAAAUCGCUCAACGAGAAAAUCAAGAACGCCUUCAAGCCUACACCUGCCUGGGGACCGCUCGAUCCUGCAACACACUACGAGUACAAAAAGUUCAUCGACGAGCACUAACCCGCCCGACGCAGUGAACAAACUAAAAACGGUCGCUAAGGAACACACACAGUAUUGUUAAUAAUUUUAAUCCAAUCAAGGAGCGCGAUCCGAUCGUUUCGUACAGUGCGAAACGCCACUGGUGUUAUUACUGCUAUGUGAUACGUAUUAUGUUUAGUGUUGGUUGUAAUUUAUUGUACACACAAGCGCGUUAGAAUAAAAUAAAAAGCCUAUCCGCCACCCGACCCGGGUACACCGACGACAAGGCCGUCGAGUGAUGUAAAAUGCCA